This is a messenger RNA of Tricharina praecox, 2084 nucleotides long. RefSeq lists its product as uncharacterized. Gene Ontology annotation, molecular function: RNA binding; 3'-5'-RNA exonuclease activity. The record is from RefSeq and is a predicted model, not a curated record. Lineage: Eukaryota; Fungi; Ascomycota; Pezizomycetes; Pezizales; Pyronemataceae. The coding region runs from base 133 to 1929 and encodes 598 amino acids. The transcript is spliced from 4 exons.
GCAAGACGUCCGUCCGAGCCAACAGGUCACACUACCUACUACUACCUACGCCAGCCCUCACUCUACACCUCCUUCCACGGUGUUCACUUCGUUUUGCGGGAGAGAAGAGAAGAGAUCGGUUGAUUCAACAAGAUGGAUCGAUAUGUGGUUAUUCACGUGGCAACCACUUGCGAUGAGCACGGCGUCUACGUAACCAAAGAUUCCGCGGAGGUCAUUGAGAUUGGAUGGAUCUUGCUGAACGCAAAGACACUGGAAGAGCUUCACCGGGAAAGCAUCCUCGUACGGCCCGUCAACACACCCAUCACUCCGCUAUGCACGAGUCUCACGACCCUCACAUGGGAACACGUUAGAACUGCGGGCUCUUUCAGGGACGCCGUGAACCGAUUCGAUGCAUUCGCCCAGGAGAUGCUUCUCUCUCAGAACCUCGACUUCACCUUUGUUACACUCGACGCCUGGGACCUCCGUGUCCAAUUGCCUCGGGAGGCUCGGGACAAGGCGGUCGUGCUACCCCCGUACCUGCAGCAUUCCCGCACCUUCGACCUCCGGACGGAAUACACGCGCUGGCAGUCCCACCACCCUGAGUCCCUUCCAUUUGGCCCCUCUUCGCUUGCCAACAUCUGCGCUGCCCUCGAAGUCGAGCCCAUUCAAUCUUCGGCCCCGAUCAAGCACAAUCUCCCGUUCCACUUGCAGGCGUUGGCCCCCGCGUCACCGCGUAGAGCGUUGGACGAGGCCAUCACCCUGGCACGGGUGCUCAGGGGUCUGAUCAAGAAGUCGCAGCCCCCAGAGCAGCACCCGGAUGUGUUGGCACGCCCGAUGGACGCCCGUGCAGACGUCAGAGCAUUCCUAAGCGAGAGAAGUAAGGUUCUUCACAUGAAUGGAUUGCCCCAUGACACCACACAGUCAGAGCUGGAAAGUUGGUUUACGCAGUACGGCGGAAGGCCCAUCGCCUUUUGGACGCUCCGGACACCAGAUCAACACAAGCCCACCGGAACCGGAUUCGCCGUGUUUUCCUCACACGAGGAGGCUGCCGAGAGUUUGUGUAUGAACGGCCGCGCUCUGAACGAGAAGGCCAUCGAAGUCUCACCGAGCAGCAGUCGCGUACUGGACCGUGCCUCCGAGAUUCUGACUCCGUUCCCACCCAGCAAGAACCGACCGAGACCUGGAGACUGGACUUGCCCUUCUUGUGGAUUCUCCAACUUCCAGCGGAGGACUGCCUGUUUCCGUUGCUCUUUCCCGGCGGUGGCUUCGGCGCCUAGCGCUGACCCCAUGUUCGGGUACUCGCAGUACUCCCCGGCCUCGAUGGUUCCUCCCCAGCCACCGUCGAUGAGCCACGGAGGCGCCCACGGCAUGCCUUCCCGGUCGAUGCCGAACAGCGGUGGAAUGGUGCCUUUCAGGGCCGGCGACUGGAAGUGCGGUUCCGACAACUGUGGCUACCACAACUUUGCCAAGAACGUAAGCUGUUUGAGGUGUGGCGCCAGUAGGGCUGGUGCCGCAGUUGUGGCGGACACGGCUUUCCCUUCACCGGUCGACUCGCAGUCCGCAUACGGUGGAGUUGGGCUAGGCGGACCCAGUCACGGGAUGGGCGGACCUGGGCCGAUCGGUGGUCAGUUUGGCGGCGGUGGCUUCCCCCAGCAACAUUUUGGAGGCCAGCCCAAUAAUAACUUUGGGUUGCCAUCUGGACUCGGUGGAGGCGGCGGCGGUUUCCCUCAAUUGAACACUUCGCUCGGCCAGGGUGUCGGCCCCAAUUCGAGCGGCCCCUUCGAUCACCGCACCGAGCAGGCGUUUUCGUCCGGACCCAACGGCAGUGGCCUGUACGCCGGACUACCGGAUAAUGAGGCGUUCUCAUUCUUGUCUGGCGGACUUGGAAGCCUCGGUCUCGACGACAGGAGAAAGGAUCUCAACGGCGGCGGUAAGUCGCCUGCCGCUUAGGUUCCCGCAGAUUACGAGACGUAACCAUUCGUUUGGUGGCGCUCGUUGUAGAAGGAGAGAAGCACAGAGCAAUUGGGUUUCAUCCAUUGGUGAUUAAGACGCAAUUUGUUUGUUGGUUCAUAUAGUGAGUUGUGUGCGCUUAAUGGAUUUGGAGU